CACAGUGGCAGCAGCACAUCACUUCUUCCUGGCAAGUGUGGGAGUCAUUUUUGGUGGGAGUAAUCAUGGCAGCAGCAGACAUACCCGUGUGGGAGAGGAAAGUGCGCAUGUUUUUGGGCGUCUUUGGCUUGAUUUUGUCUCUUUACGCUCUUCACGUGGAAUUGUCCCGCGAGCACGACCCUGAGUACAGAGCGAUGUGCGAUCUGGGGGAGUCUGUGAGCUGCUCCAAAGUGUUCACCUCCAGAUGGGGACGUGGUUUUGGCUUGGUGCAGUUCUUUGUCGCCAAAGAUAGCCCUCUGAACCAGCCCAACAGUGUACUUGGCCUCGUAUUUUACACUCUGCAGCUUGGCCUGGGUCUGUCCCUGUCCAAAAAAGCCGCUCUGUUCUUGGUGCUGUCCUCGUGGGUGUCUGUGGCCGGCUCGCUCUACCUGGCCUUUAUUCUGGCCUUUGUCCUGGGGGACUUCUGCAUGGUCUGCGUGUCGACAUAUGCGGUCAAUUUUGCCUUGCUCUUCACCAACAUGAAGCGAAGGAGUGCCAUCGAAGGGCAGAAGAAGAAGGCAGGAUAAAGUAACUUGUUACAGUCAACACCAAAGUAACACUGGAUGGCUGGUGUUUUCUGCCUUGUUUACACCUGCUGAGACUUCCCACAAAACUAGGACUCAUCUCCAUUUUUCAAUCAUCCUUGAUAAAAAAAAAUCUUGAGUAUAAAGUCUGUGAUUAUUGUGU
Molecule: messenger RNA, 726 nt
Organism: Dunckerocampus dactyliophorus (ringed pipefish)
Lineage: Eukaryota; Metazoa; Chordata; Actinopteri; Syngnathiformes; Syngnathidae
Gene: vkorc1
Product: vitamin K epoxide reductase complex, subunit 1
Exons: 3
Coding region: 66-566 (166 amino acids)
Biological process (GO): peptidyl-glutamic acid carboxylation; vitamin K metabolic process
Molecular function (GO): vitamin-K-epoxide reductase (warfarin-sensitive) activity
Source: RefSeq, a predicted model, not a curated record